This is a messenger RNA of Osmia lignaria (orchard mason bee), 593 nucleotides long. RefSeq lists its product as uncharacterized. Gene Ontology annotation, cellular component: nucleus. Lineage: Eukaryota; Metazoa; Arthropoda; Insecta; Hymenoptera; Megachilidae. The record is from RefSeq and is a predicted model, not a curated record.
ACUUGAUUGAUCUUAACCUCCCCCUUGCGUUAACUCGCGGUACUACGUUAACAUGCCCUGAAGAUUAUCAACAAUUAUGAAGAAUCAAAUAAAGAAUUUGUCUAACGGAAAACAAUCAGAAAAAGUGGACAAUGUAAAGAAACCGUUUAAUAAAAAGAAAUAUAGGAUACAAAAGUACAGCAAUGAAUAUAAGAUUAAUCAAUGGGAAGAACGUAGAAAGAAGGCAAUCUUACGAAAUUUGCACAAGGAACUAGACAAAGACCAGCAGCAAAAUUUAAAAAAACCACUUCCAUUGAAAAGCAAUGAUCAGGAAGAAAAUGCUGAAGAGAAAAAACUGAAGCAGAAGGAUGCAUUUAAGAAGGCUAAACAGGAAUUCUUACGUAAGAGAGAUGAGAAAAGGAAACAGGUGGAAGAAGCACUUAGAGUGAAAUCUGAGCGAGAGGAGGCACUCAAGAAAUAUAAAGAGAAAAAAAUGCAAGCUUAUAAGAAACUUUCAAAGCACACAAAAAGAGGACAACCUGUAAUGAAGGAUAGAUUGGAACUGUUGUUGGAAAAAGUACAGCAACAGGUUUCAAAAUAAUACUAUGAAAAAA